Aphanomyces invadans is the source of this 1707-nucleotide messenger RNA. RefSeq lists its product as hypothetical. Lineage: Eukaryota; Oomycota; Saprolegniomycetes; Saprolegniales; Verrucalvaceae. The transcript has 7 exons. Bases 641 to 1501 code for a protein of 286 amino acids. The record is from RefSeq and is a predicted model, not a curated record.
UCGGAAUUUCCUCUACACGUUAUACUGCGAUUAACCUGGUUUCCACGAAAAACCUACAGAGUAACGUAUACGUUUAAUUCGUGUGCGAGAGUCGAUCUCCCGCCGAUGCGACUAGGCCGAGCGGCGGGGCAACGCGCUACGACAGCUGCAGCAACCGAUGCACCUCCUCCUUCGAUACGUCGACUUCCCAUCGCUGUAUAUCUUCAGCCUUGACCACGGCGCGCGGGUACACCCCCAAUGGCGACUUCAUGCUCGUCAACCCGAGCAGAGUCUGUCGGCCGUUCAACGCUCCCACGAGGCCUUCCACGACAGCCCUACAGCACACGUUCCCAUCAGCCUUGCACACGAUGGCGAGAAUCGUGCCCUUUCGACAGUGUAAUCAGUGCCGUCUUGUCUUGGACUGCGCUAUAAUACCGCAGAGCUCUCCACCGGCUCGCCUCGGCCAUGGUCGCAGCGUGGUUUGUGCCAACACAACACGACGACGACCUGCUUUGAGUCGCUUUUUGUUACCACGAGGUUGGUUUGGGACUUGAUUUGUUCAAACAUGGUCACGUUUUGUGAAUUGAACCGGACUGCCUGCCUGUGAUUGGUCGAAUCUUUUCGAAGAGGGGUGUGAGGCGUCACUUUCCAACUGGACACGAUGUCCACGGUGGCGGCGGCUCUGCGGCGCUGGAGCCCGAUCCUGGCGCCAUUCUUCACGGUGGCUACGCUCAUCAUCUGUAUCGUCAUCACGAAGACCAAGGACAUCUAUGUCGGGUCGCUCGCCUGGCCGUACUUCUCGGAUAUGGGGCGUGAUGAUCCUGCGUACUACGUCUUCGCCACGGGAUUGUGUCUCACGGCACUCUUCCUCGCUCUCACGUGGAUCUUCAACUACCAACACCAAAUUGAUAUGCUGACCCAACCCAAUUCAAAAGCGACGCCUGCGCUGUCUCGAUGCAGCUUUGCCGCGUCCGCAAUGGGCGCGGUUGCCACAAUCGGGUUGCCCAUCUUAUCCAUCUAUCGCGUGUCCUACGAUCAUCCGGAGAUCCACAACUACGCCGCGUACUUCUUCUUUAUCUUCCAAGCGGCUGCCGUGCUUCUCAACACGUACGUGACCCGCCGCAUCCUUGUCCUCGCCACCUCGUCUCCGCAUGGGACGUUCCCAGUUGGGGGCCUCCGUACCACCUGGCGCAUCCAACUCGUCUUUGCGCUGUGCUUCCUCGUCGCGUUUGUCUUGUACAUCCCUGUGGGCCUCGCGAUCGUGUGUUCGUUUGAGCGCCUCACCAUUGUCAAGUGCUUGAGCGAAGGCCUCGGCGCCGACUACUGCACGACCACCAUGCGCUUCGACGAUACGUAUACCAAACUGUACGACUACAGCAACUGCGGCGGCAUCAACCAGCUCCGAUCGGCGUCUCAGUUGGUGUGCAUUCUCACGCUGGUCGGGUACGCGCUGUCGUUCGUGACGCACGAGGAGGUCGCACAGACCGGCCAUUCCAUUGCCGCGCCGUCCGCCGCCGUCUGACCCAAGGGCGUAGAGAGCAGUAAUGCCUGCCGCCGUCCGCGCUUCUCCAUGCUGUGUGGUGUCGCAGCAACGAGUACUAAACCCCACGUUGCCCCACGCUCGAAAAAAAAUUCCAACCCUAUCAUCGCCCGAAUUCAACUUUCAUUUGAUCAACGUAUGCCGUCGUCGGCACACAUAUAAAAAUACAUCUGCUUCGCGACAAUUAG